CUGGAAGCCUGUGAGGAGACCAAGGAUCAGAGCUCACCCUCCCGUGACCCUGGCAGGAGUUGAGAGACAGAAGGUGGCAGCUUCAGCAACAGGAUGUCCACAGGACACGAGAACACAGAAUCUAUAUUCCGGCUCUUCAGAAUACUUAAAUUGGACAUUUCAGAUGCAAUAAAAGAUUUAUUUCCUUUUCUAGAGGUCCUCCGUGACAACAAUGUCAUCAGCGAUAAACAGUAUGACGAUUUUCAAGAAUCCCAUGGAAACCUGAUCCCUGUACAAAAAGUGGUCUACAAAGUCUUGAAAGAACUGGAAGAGAAACAUGACCUGGAGGCUCUAGGGUUAUUGUUCUGUAAGCAAAAUAUGAAGGCAUACCCUGAUUUGGAACGCAUUUUUAAAAGAUUUAAAAAUGUUUUACCACAGAACGAAUUUUGGUCCGAAGAAAUUGAUAGAAGAGACCGGAACUCACAGCUCAGUGUUGAACAAGGACCUGGUGACAGCUGCUCUCAAGAAAGCCUGACCUGGUCACCCUCAGGUCCCUCCUCAUCUGAUGGCUGGAGAAGUACCCAGGGAACCCAAACUGAGAAUCGCCAAUUCUCCAUCCCUCAGAUUCACAGUGUUGUGAGUUUAUCUGAAAACGGACUCUCAGAAGACCUCUAUGAAGUAGUAGACGUGAAAGAAGAUACCACCGGCGACGACAUUGAUGGACUGCAAUGGCCCCAAGCAACCAGACCGCCAGGCCCAGGUUCUGAGCCGGAGGAUUCCUGUGAACUAAAAGUCCAACUGAGUGACAGAGAUGCAGGCCUGGAGCCUCACAUCCCAUUGCCCUGCAGCAACGAAAGAGCAGCGAUUCCCAGCCAUGGGAUCCACACUAGCCCCUGUUCUGUGCCUAUGAAAAAUAUAAAGCAAGAAAAUUCUUCAUUUUUUUUGGAUGAUGAACAUCAGACCCAUUCAAGGACCGACCACAAUCAGGCCUCUGAGGUAAUAGACCUUACCAGAGAUAAUCCUGAUGAUGGACCCAGAUGCUCGGAGGAAUCUACCUCAGUCACCGGCCAGUCAAGGGAAAAGACAGACAGAAUUGGAAAAUACAUAAUUCGAUACUUCAAAAUGCCAAUGGACACAAGCUGGAAAAAAAAAGCUUACACGGGGAGACAUAUCAACAGUUCUUCACGAAGAGGCAGAAAACGAGGUCCAAGAAUUCCCAAACAAAACAAUGUGGAUUUUAACCGUCCUGAGCUUCCGGUGACCUGUGGUACUGCUAAGGGGACUCUGUAUAGGGAGAAAUUUAAGAAAGGCAUCUAUGAGAAGAGUAUACGGAGCGAGACUGGACGUUGGUUGACUCCCAAGGAGUUUGAAAUCAAAGGAGAUCGCCAAGACUCGAGGAACUGGAGGCAAAGCCUGCGUUGCUAUGGAUGGCCCCUUGGAGAGUUGAUAAAGAAAGAAUUGCUACCGAACCCACGAAGGAAAAAGGAAAAGCUGGAAAAUUCAAGACAUUGUAUGGUAUGCGGCGGGCGACGGAAAUUGCGCCCUUGUGUUAGUUGUAGAAAAUUCUAUCAUAAGACUUGCCACAUCCCACCUGUGGAAGACAAGAGUGACCCUUGGAGUUGUGUCAUCUGCAAGAUAAAGGAUCAGGCAAAGUGCCAAGAAAAUCAAGCACGCCAUAAGGAAUCUGAGGUCCUGAAGAGGAAGAUGUUGCCUGAGGAGCAGCUGAAAUGUGAGCUGCUUCUCUUGACUGUCUAUUGCCAUUCAAAAAGUGUCUUUUUUAAAUUCAAACCAAAGCAAAGGAAAGAAGACUUUCCAGCCCUCCAGGAACACAUGUGGUUAGAAAAAAUUAAGAACAAGCUGAACAAGAAGGCAUACCACUCGGUACAACAUUUUGUUGCAGAUAUGCGCCUCAUCUUUCAGAACCACAGCAUAUUUUACAAAAAUCACAGGUUCAGCAACCUUGGACUCAAAGUAGGAAGUCUAUUUGAGGAGACUUUCAAAAGAAUUUUUUCAAUCCAAGGUACAAGCAAAUAACAUCAAACGUGUAAGCACAUGAGUGGCUUUGUUCUCAUCAUCCUUUGUAUUCCGUCCAUCACCCAACCCUCCAGCCGUCAACUGCACAGUGCUCAGAGAGCCCACCCUCCCUUUUGCCCUUCUGUGUAUACGCCCUGCCAACCUUCUACUUCCGACUUUCUGUAUUGUCCUUCCAGUUCCUGUUUAUUUACCUUCCUAAAUAAAACUUAACGUUUGCAAUGUACACCACAAUGCUGAGCUGUCCGGUGCUGAGGGAGCCCACUGAGAAGGUGACUCUGGAAGCAGAGAUGUACCCCUCCCCAAUUUUAAACCCAAGUAUACUGCCCCAAAUGUCUCCAAAGCAUCUUUUCUAAGGAUGACCUGGCCCUUUGAACCAGUGACUGAGUGGAGAUACCAACAAAACAGACCAAAUAUGAAAACAGUGUCCUUGGGAAGAACUAGAAGGUGAACCAUGGCAAACAGAUAUUACAGUUGUUUAUCCUGUGUAAAAUGGAAAGGAGAAGCUGGAGAGAAAACCCAGCUGGGAACUGUGGCUGACUGCUCGGCUUCCACAGACAGUUUCUGCUGACUGUCUUGAACAUCCAAUUUGAUAAGGUUGUCUCUCAGUUUCUGUUUAUUCUUCAACCUGGAAGCCUCACCAAAUGCUAACUCUGGUCUGCCCUGGACUCCACUGGGAACUCCAGACCCCACCCUCACCAAUUCUACAGACAUCCCCAGUCAGUUCCCCCUGGAUAUUCCAAGUACAUGAUGAGCAAUGAUCUGUUGUUUUUCUCUUUGGCUUGUUACAUACUUAAUAAACUCAUUCA
Microtus oregoni (creeping vole) is the source of this 2819-nucleotide messenger RNA. RefSeq names its product nuclear autoantigen Sp-100-like. The record is from RefSeq and is a predicted model, not a curated record. The coding region runs from base 94 to 2013 and encodes 639 amino acids. Gene Ontology annotation, biological process: regulation of transcription by RNA polymerase II. NCBI's taxonomy places the organism in Eukaryota, Metazoa, Chordata, Mammalia, Rodentia, Cricetidae. Gene Ontology annotation, molecular function: DNA binding; protein binding; DNA-binding transcription factor activity, RNA polymerase II-specific. Gene Ontology annotation, cellular component: nucleus. The transcript has 20 exons.